Lodderomyces pseudojiufengensis is the source of this 2733-nucleotide messenger RNA. RefSeq lists its product as uncharacterized. Gene Ontology annotation, biological process: phospholipid transport. NCBI's taxonomy places the organism in Eukaryota, Fungi, Ascomycota, Pichiomycetes, Serinales, Debaryomycetaceae. The transcript has a single exon. Gene Ontology annotation, cellular component: ERMES complex; endoplasmic reticulum. Gene Ontology annotation, molecular function: lipid binding. The record is from RefSeq and is a predicted model, not a curated record. The coding region runs from base 1 to 2733 and encodes 910 amino acids.
AUGGGAUUAUUUUCAUUCCUAUUCAUUUAUUUCUUGGGCUUUCUAAGUUCAAUUUUGAUUAUACCAAUUACACUAUAUUAUUUUGCAAAAGAUGUUAAAGAUGAAUUAAAUGAUGAUUCAAAUUCUAAUACGGAUUUAAAAGCAGGAGAAAUUGAAGAGAAACAUCAAUCAGGAUUAGAAAGUUAUAAAAAUGGUUGGAUUAUAGUAACAAAUAACUAUAUUGAAAGUACUGAUGAUAUUAAUAAAAAUACAACUUCAAUAACUGAAACACCCGAAAAUAAAUCAGCUUAUAGUUCAUUAUUUAAAAUAGUUAAUAAAGAACAACAACAAAGAGAACAAGAAUUGAUUAAUAAUCCAACAAAUGAAGAAGAUGAUUUGAAAGACGAUAAUGCAUCUAUUCAUUCAAUUCAACCUUCAAUUGUUACAAAUAAUUCAACUCCUAUACCUCAAAAUAAAUCAACUCAAUCAUCUUCUUCUUCUUCUACAAUAAAUAUGAGACAAUCUUUAAAAAAACAUAGAUAUUUUGCAGUUUUAAAACAUGGAAAUUUAUUUUUAUAUAAAGAUCAAACUUUAAAAGAUGUUAAACAUGUAAUUGUAUUAAAUAAUUUUUAUGUUAAAAUAUGGCCAGAAGGUUUAACUGAUGCUCAAUUAUUUACAAAAUAUACAGCAAUUGCAUUAAUAAAUAUAAGUAAUCUUAAGAAUAAUAAAAAUCAACAAUCAAAUCCAAUUGGAAGUUUUUAUAUAUAUUGUGAUAUGGUAUCAGAUAAAGAAGAUUGGUAUUUUGCAUUAAUAAGAAGUUCUAAAUCUGAAAAUUUAAAUAAAUCAAUUCCUUUUAAAUAUAAUCCUAAAAUUUUUGCAAAUACUUUACAUUUUUCAACAAAAGAAAUCAUAAAUUUAAUUCAAUCAUUAUAUGGAUCAGAAGGUAAUUUACAAACUAAAUGGUUAAAUGCAUUAAUUGGAAGAUGGUUUUUGGCUAUAAAAGAUACUAAAUAUUUUGAAAAUUAUAUUCAUACAAGACUUAGUAAAAAAUUAGAUAAAAUUAAAAAACCAGGAUUUUUUGAAGAAUUUCAAAUAACAAAUAUAAACCCAGGAAGUUCUGCUCCAUUUUUCACUUAUCCUAAUUUAAAAGAAAUAAAUCCUGAUGGAACAUUAGUUGUAAAUGGAAAUAUAUCAUAUAAUGGAGGACUUUCAGUUACAAUUGCAACAAAAUUAGAUUUAUCAUUUGGUACAAAAUUUACAAAGGGAGAAGUUGAUAUAGUUUUAAAGAUUACUUUAGUUAAUUUAGAUGGUUCAAUAUUAAUUAAAUUAAAACCUCCACCAAGUAAUAGAUUUUGGUAUUGUUAUGAAGUUGAACCAAAUUUAAAUUUUAAAAUUGAACCUGUUGUAAGUACAAAAUCUUUAAAUUAUAGUUUUAUAACAAGUACAAUUGAAAAAAAAUUUAAAGAAGCAAUUAAAGAAAGUUUAGUAUUACCUCAUUGGGAUGAUAUUGUAUUCUUUGAUACAACUGAAGAAUCUUAUCGUGGAGGUAUAUGGAAAGUACCUGAAAUAAAUGAUGAUAGUUUAGAUGAUCAACAAUCAAGUGAAGAAAAUGAUUCUAAAAGUAUACUAGAUGAGCAAUCUACUAUUGAUUCAAAAAUUAAUUUAACAUCAAAUAAUCAAAAUAAAUAUUCAAAAUUGUCUAAAAAUAUAACUGAUUUUACUAAAAAAAUUAAAAAGAAAUCAUCGACUCCAUCAACUGAAGAUUUUGAAAAUACAACAAUAACACCAAAUCAAUCAAACAAUAAUAAUAAUAAUGAAUCAAAUUCAUCUCCUUCAAUUAUGUCAAAUACUUUUAAAAAAAUUGGAAAAUGGUAUUUUAAAGAAGAUAAAAAUUCAAUUCCAUCAGAUCAAAAUCUAACAGAAAAGUCAUCAUCAUUAUCAAUACCUCAAAAACCUAAUAGAUCAAAUUCAAAUUCUUCAACAAAAACAACAGGAUCAUCAAUAUCUUCCGAACAACAAAAAUAUCAUCCACCAGAAAUGAUUUCAAAUAGAAGACCACCAAGAAAAUCUUCAAGUGCAUCAGCAAAUAUAUUAAAAACAAAUGACAAAAUAAGUACUCAUAAUAAUGAUUCAGGAAACAAUAGUCCUACAUUACAAUAUCCAUCAAAUUUUCCACCUACUACAAAUACAGGAUUAUCAACUACUUCUCCACCAGCUUUAAAUUCACCAUCAUUUAAUUUUUCAAAAUUUGAUCAUUCAAAUAUUGAUUUACCUCCAUUAUAUCAAGAAAAUGAUCAAUAUGGAAAUGGAAAUGGAAAUGGAAAUAAUAACAACAAUCACAAUAAUAAUCAUAUUUUAAAUUCAAAUUCAUCAUCAAUUAAAUCACCAACAAUUACAGCUGCACAAUUAGCAGCUUCAAAAUCAUUUAAUUCAUUAAAUAAUUUAUCCAACAACACUAAUAAAAAAAGAACAUCAAGUAUAUCAUCAUCAUCAACAUUAAGUUUUGCAACAACAAAUAAUAAUAACCAUCAUCAAGAAGAUUCCACAUCAACUUCAAAUACAAAUGAAAUUAUAAAUUCAGCACAUUUAGUUAGUGAACCAACUUUAGGAAUUGCUCAACCAACUACUCCAAUAAGAUCUAAAACAACAACAAUUAGAAAACCACCUCCGAAAUCUCCUGUAUUAGAACCUAAAACUAAUUCAAUUAAUAUUGAUUUAAAUACUACUAAUAAUAAUAAUACAACUGAAUUUUAA